UAAGACCGAAAGAGAAACUUAUCAACGAAAUUACGCAGAGAAAAGUAGCAAACUGUUUGAAUCAUACCGUGCUUUGCAUCGUGACGUACACUUAUCCAUUUUGGUGUGUAAAUUUGCGGGUUUCGCUGCGGUUUCUGAAACUGUUGAUUAUCGCCAUGGUCGUCGACAUCCAAACCUUGGAAGACAGGUAUGUUGAUUCUUGCAGGAGACAUGGUGUUUUGCCUAGUUCUACUAUUUUGUCAAGCCUUUUCAAGGCUGAGGUCAAAAAGUCUUGCCAAGAGCUGUGCAACCUGGAGAUUUUAAUUGAUGACCUAAAGGAUAUUGAUAUUGCUCCACUUCUUGACAUGUGCAUGAACCUUGACACUUCUGAAAUAGAAGCUGUUGAUGUACGUAAUGAAUCAUCAUGUGUGUUAAAUGGAGAAUAUGCAUUAUCAUUGAUGCGUGCUAUUAAUCAAAAGCUUCGAGUAGUCGAUCUACAGGAUCUGUCAUUUGGAAAAGACUUCUUACGGGAUAUCUCACAAAGAGGUUUGGCAUGCCAAGUUUUGACAUUGAGGUGUUCACGUUUCCGGAAGCUGAACUUGAUGGGCAAGUUCAUGCAUAUGCACACCCUUAAUCUUGAUUUCAGUUCUUCCCUUACUAGUUUCCAGGAGGACUGUUUUAAUUGCAUGCCCAAUCUAAUGCGCAUCUCAAUGUGUGAAACACGGAUUACAAAUCUUUGGACAACUGUUGCAGCUCUCUCUAAACUUCCUUCUUUGAUUGAACUAAGGUUUCAAUAUUGGCAGUAUUGCAAUGAUGCUGGGCCAUCUCUUGUCUCAUCCAGUGGGAAGUCAGAUGGCACUGCCGAAUUUAGCCUACUUGAUAGAGUUCCUUUUAUUGGUGGAUCCUGCAUGGACACAACAGAACUGACAGAUCCCAACUUUAGUGCUGAAGAUCCCCUGAGAAACUUUUAUUCCUUUGAUGAAGAGGUUAUAACUCAUGAUGUUCAAAGCAUGGUUGAGGAUUCAUCAGAUGAUAGUGAAGUUGACUUUACUAAUCAUCAUAAUAGAUAUUGGUUGGCAGAUGUUUUUCCUGUGUGGAAUUCACUAGUGCCUCUUCAGAAUGAGUGGUUUACAUCACUGAAUGAAGAUGGAGAAGAGUCAUCGCGAGGUGCUUUUACUGGGCAUAUUGCUGAUGUUUCUAUGAAGUAUAUGUCUCGUCAUGCAUCACCAAUAUGCUAUGAGAAACAUUACAGAGAAUUCAUGAUAGCUUCCUUACCAAAUCUGAAAAUUUUAGAUAAUUUGCCCAUCAGAAAGACGGACAAGGAAAGAGCUACUGGAAUAUUUUCUCAACAUUUUGAAUAUCUUCCGUACAGAUGGAAGCACAAAGAGAGUGUUGUAAGUAUUUUACAGAAGAGAGAAAUAAAAUCAGGCCACAUUAAGGGGCAACCUCCUAAGCAUAGGUCAUCAUAUCCUUCCGGAAAGUCCCAAUAUUUUUAUUCCAGGUCACUUUCUGCUGCUAAAUUGGGGUCUUCAACUUGGCCUUUCUUGCAUCCUCUUUCUCUAUUAGGAUGUGAAUUGGAUAAGGGAUUUCGUCCAAGGCAGUUUGAGUACCAUCCAUCUGACUCCAGCUUGAUGGUCUUUGGAACUUUGGAUGGAGAGGUGGUUGUCAUAAACCAUGAGAAUGAGCAUAUUGUGAGUUAUAUCCCAUCACUUGGAGCAAUGAAUAGUGUUUUGGGUCUCUGUUGGCUUAAAAAAUAUCCCUCAAAGCUUAUAGCAGGUUCUGACAAUGGUUCCUUGAAAUUGUAUGACAUCCACCAUAUACCAAGAAAAGUUACUGGCAUAUAUGGUAAUUCUGGUUGUGUUACCUUCGAUGAAUUUGACCAGUUGACAUCUGUUCAUGUUAACUCUACGGAUGAACUAUUUCUUGCAAGUGGUUACUCAAGAAAUGUUGCUUUGUAUGAUAUCAAUAAUGGGAAGCGCUUACAAGUGUUCACAGAUAUGCAUCGUGGGCAUAUUAAUGUAGUCAAAUUUGCUAAUCAUUCCCCAUCAAUUUUUGCCACUUCAUCAUUUGAUCAAGAUGUCAAGAUGUGGGACCUGAGACAAAAACCAAUACACCCUUGCUUUACUGCAACCAGCUCUAAAGGAAAUGUGAUGGUUUGCUUUUCUCCAGACGACCAAUAUAUUCUUGCAUCAGCAGUUGAUAAUGAGGUUAGACAAUUUCUCGCUGUUGAUGGUAGGCUUCACUUAGUUUUUGAUAUAGCUCCCACUGAAAGUUCUCAAAAUUACACCCGUUCUUAUUACAUGAACGGGAGGGACUACAUCAUAAGUGGUAGUUGUGAUGAACAUGUUGUCCGUAUUUGCUGUGCUCAAACAGGGAGGCGCCUGAGAGAUAUAUCCCUGGAGGGAAGAAGCUUAGGAAGUUCCAUGUUUGUUCAGUCAUUGAGGGGUGAUCCUUUCCGAGAUUUCAACAUGAGCGUGUUAGCAGCUUACAUGCGGCCAGGCUCCAAGUCUGAAAUUGUUAAGGUCAACUUAUUAGCGUCCAGUGGCCAUACCAAGGAUGACUCUGAUGAUCUGCGUCCCUGCCCGUCCCACAGUAUGGGAGCUUGAUGUACAAUUUGUAUGUUUUGUGUAUAGAGGUUACAAAUGUUUGGCAUGCUCAACUUUGCUUACCUGUGAUGAAAAUCCAACGAGUGUAAAGUAAGAAGCAUCUUAAAUGAGCUGCAUCGAUCAGACAUCCGUGUGUGUAAAAGUAUAAUGAUAAGAUAAGAUAUGAUGAAAACUAACUUUCAUGUGGUCGUUGAAAUUCCUUUUGAACCAAGGUCCUAGUUAGGAAUACCCUUUUCAACAUAAAGAAAAGGAGCUGAAUUGACCGUUCUAUAACUCCUGGAUGAAUAAAGCGAUGUUUUUCCCCAUGGUAAAUUGAAGCCAAAUGUGCCAACUGCGGGCUAUAUGAAUAAGAUUUGCUAAAAUUAAUGCUCAAUUGGCAAGUCUUGGGGAUUCAUCGUAUUUUGUUUUGAAGUACCGAUGCUCCAUCUUUUGCAGCGGCUGUUGUUUACUGAUGCUAACUUGAAUAACCCGUCAGCUUAGCUCGGGAGGGAACUCAUGUUGUUAAACUGAAAAAGAAGAAGAGAGGAACGGAAUGAGACAAAGGGAAAGGAAGGAACUGGAGUGCUUCGUAUACGCGUGGGCUAAGAGCCUGAACCAUUGCAGGCUGUCUGUCUCUUCCUGACUCAUACAAUCCACCGACUCUGAGCUCUGGCAAAUGCUAUCACAAACUUCGUCCGACAUAUUUGCUAAACUCCUUCCUUCUCCAUCUCAACCAAAAUGAAGCUUCUCCUAGUCAGCCUUCUAUUUUGUUCCCUGCUCCUAAGCUCCUCUUUCAUGGAGCCAGCCGUUGCCUAUGAAGAUUCAUCAUAUUGCAGCAAUAAGUGCUCGGACAGAUGCUCAGCGGCAGGGGUUAAGGACAGGUGUAUGAAGUACUGUGGAAUAUGCUGUGCAGACUGCAAAUGUGUUCCUUCUGGGACUUACGGGAACAAGCACGAAUGUCCUUGCUACAGGGACAAGGUCAACAAGAAGGGCAAACCCAAAUGCCCUUGAACUCACGUUUGUGCUCCAGAGGAAGAGAAUGUGGUUUUAUUUGGCGUUAACCGAGUUGGUUAAUUAGUGUUAUCAGUGUCUGCGGCUCCUAAGUACUGUAGUAUGUUGGAUUCUUGUUAUCAUUCCAGUUUCCAAUGUCUGUCAGAUGUUAGAUCUUAAUAGGAAUAAAUUAGACAGCAUUUCUGUGUUUGGACUCCUCACCCUGCCUUCUCCAACUUAUAAACAAAUCAAAUAAAAAUUUAUGAAUCUCACUUUAUAU
Messenger RNA from Abrus precatorius (Indian licorice), 3834 nucleotides. RefSeq lists its product as uncharacterized. Gene Ontology annotation, biological process: cellular response to UV-B. Gene Ontology annotation, molecular function: protein binding. The record is from RefSeq and is a predicted model, not a curated record. Bases 156 to 2585 code for a protein of 809 amino acids. The transcript is spliced from 13 exons. NCBI's taxonomy places the organism in Eukaryota, Viridiplantae, Streptophyta, Magnoliopsida, Fabales, Fabaceae. Gene Ontology annotation, cellular component: Cul4-RING E3 ubiquitin ligase complex.